Messenger RNA from Lasiodiplodia theobromae, 1452 nucleotides. RefSeq lists its product as uncharacterized. Lineage: Eukaryota; Fungi; Ascomycota; Dothideomycetes; Botryosphaeriales; Botryosphaeriaceae. The record is from RefSeq and is a predicted model, not a curated record. Bases 1 to 1452 code for a protein of 483 amino acids. The transcript has a single exon.
AUGGCGCAGUGGCGCGACAACGACCAUGGCAAGUCGUAUACUCUGGGUACUUUGGGAGAUGCCAACACUACAUGCCCGUUGACGAUUCAGCUCAAUUUCAUGACCGGCCACCGAGAAGGCCCGAUCAUGAAGUUGUCGUUUACUCCAUUGACUGCCAAUAUCGAUGGCUCUUUCACACGCGACGUCGGCACCACCAUACCGCUUAUCUAUGGCACAGAACACGUUCUCAGGUGCUCCGACGUCAUCCAUCCGAGCCGACUUACGGACUUUCCAUGGGAGAUUCGGUCUGAAGUCCGUCGGAUGAGGAACUCUGCCAAGGGCAGGGACUACAGUCUGAUCUCCCUGGAUAUCAGCGUCAAGAAACAGCCAAUCGUCCUCAUGCCUCGAGCCCCGAAGCAUCCUGUUGAUGAGCACGAACUUAAGCAAGUUCUCCUUCUCAAGAACCUCUCACGUGCAAAGCGGUUCUCUCUCUUCAUGUCCCUCAACGGCUCGGACGAGGAGAUCUGCCAUUUCAAAGAUAGUCUCCAGUUCGGAAGUGGCGGUAAUAGUGCCCUCAUGUUCGAUAGUGAUAGUCACGCGACAGUGCAAAGCCCCAAUGACGGAGACUGGAACUGCAUCUACAUUAAAGCAGCUGGAGGGAGCAUUGUCACCUUGUCCGACUUGGAGCGCCUCCAGAUCAAGCUUCCGGGUGCGAGCACAUUCCGCCUUCGUGGCGAGGGUCAACUGAGGAUUGAGAAUCAGAAUUUUGCCCUUGACUACGAUGAUCCAAUCGAGCAGAAGAGAAGCGAGAGUCCGCCCGAAAGAGAAAAGACGUCAGAGCAGCGGACGGCCUCUCUUCGAAAGAAGGUUCAGGAGCAAACUGGUGCAUUGAAGCAGGACAAGGACAAAGUUUCCGUGAAGAACGACCAGGAGUACAUGCCUCAGCCUAAGGAAGAGACGGAAGCCAUGCAGCAGGAGGUGAUCGAACGCCCCAAGAAGCGCGUCAGGUUUGCCGAUGAAUUCGAUAAUUCCAGGACGCUGGCGGAUGACUUCUUGAACCAACUCGGACAGGAGAUGUCCAUGUCCGCGAGUCCCUCACAAGGUAUGAUCCAGCGCGACAUGACCGACAACGUCAUGGAGCAACAGUCUGAGAGCGGAGCCGAGGUCAAAGACAAUACGGCUCCUCAGACCACCGUUCACGGUACUACUGUCACCGCUAUCCUGAAUGUUCCUGUGCCCGAGCUGGCUCAAACUCCCACAUCGGAUAGCAGUCUUGGACUCCGAGCCCGCUGGCGACGCUGGGCUGGCUGGGUCAUCAUGCAACCACAAACAGAGCCGGCGGUCAUCGGAUCCUUGCUGCGGGAGGCAUAUCAAGCUGCGACAGGCGAUGAUGCGGAGGGUUUUGUAGGAAAGAUUUUGAACAUUCUGGAGAGUUUGGGAAACAACGGUGGAGGCGGCGAUGGUCCUGUCUAG